AUGGACAAUGGGAAGGCGGGGGACGACGAGGCACCGCAACCAUCGCCCGUGAUGUCCCAGUUCGAGGACCUGGAGGCGAUCACGGAACCCACCCCAGAGCCAAGUACAUCAGCCCUUCGUCAUGACAACCCAAAUAGGGAACUAUCGCCCGAACCUGAUCAGGACCUAAAUACAUCGCGUGGUACACAUCAGGUAUGGCUGGUCAAGGUCCCCAAGUUCCUCAUCGAUGGUUGGAGUCGCAUACAGCAGGAUGAUCUACGGCUAGGCACUGUACGCGUGUAUGAUCCCGAUGAAAGCGGCCAGCAGAAGAUGGAGCUGCUUCUUCCCGAGGCACCUUUGCCCGCCAUUCCUGUGGAAGACCUUUCUGCGCGUGCGGAAUUUGCGAAUAUUCCGCGUCAUUAUGAUAUGCGUCUGACAUCUACGACGCAAGAAACGUACGAGAAAAAUCUGUAUGCCUUCCAAGAAGAAGUAUUGGACGACGACGAUGUGGCCAGCGAGCUUGGCGUAGAUGAGGAUAUCGUGAUGAACGAUCUGUCCGACUCCAAGCGCCCACGAUCGUCCGGACCUGCACGCUUAUCGACCAAGCGGAAAAGACUUACCUAUCUGACAGGUACUGUCACAAACGAAACAGCCCUCCAGCCUCAGCGUACGACAACACAGACGACUGCUGAUUCCAAAAAUCUGGUAAAGGGUGGCGUUUCGCGGUCGCUUCUUACGCCCGAAUAUCGUGAAAUUCUUCGUCAGCGUCGCAUGGACGCCUCGAAGCCCAAGCGCACUGUUAUAAUGAUGGACGAUAUGGACGCUGGUAGCAACAACAUGCUGGCCGCUGGUGUCGGCAAAGGCCAUAUUAAAAACCGCGCAGCCAACAUUGUCAUGGCUGCGUCGCAAGCUCGGUCCAAAGAAGCACCCGAAAAGUUUGCUCGUAUGCCACGCAACGAACUCUUGGAUCUAUUGUUCAGCCUGUUUGAUCGCUACAAGCACUGGUCGCUUAAGCGUCUUCGUGAAGAAACGCAGCAACCGUACGUGUACCUUCGCGAAGUGCUUGCCUCCAUCGCGGACCAGCAUCACAAUGGUCCCUAUGCCGGCUCCUGGAGCUUGAAGCGUGAAUACAGUGAAGGUCAGCGUACCUCUACAAGCACCACUGCUACGGGUGGAACAUCAAGCAUCAACAAAGAUGCACCGAAAGAGGACUUUGACGAUGUUGUAUAA
Malassezia pachydermatis is the source of this 1209-nucleotide messenger RNA. Its product is annotated as tfg2-tfiif subunit (transcription initiation factor) 54 kd. Gene Ontology annotation, cellular component: transcription factor TFIIF complex. Lineage: Eukaryota; Fungi; Basidiomycota; Malasseziomycetes; Malasseziales; Malasseziaceae. Gene Ontology annotation, biological process: transcription by RNA polymerase II; transcription initiation at RNA polymerase II promoter. Bases 1 to 1209 code for a protein of 402 amino acids. The record is from RefSeq and is a predicted model, not a curated record. The transcript is spliced from 2 exons.